AUUAUGAGUCACGUGACAGGGGCAAACCCUUCCGCUCGUAUCUAAGUGCGCGUUUCUCCAGCCCAGCGUGUGUAAACAAACACAGACAUUAGCUAAUGUAGAAAGAAGAGCUGUGUUGAGUUUUCGGCGUUAAUAUGGUGAAGUGUGUGGUGCGGGGAUGCCAGAACCAAAGCGACCUGAAACCGGGGGAAAUGCGCAACAGGCCCCGGAAGCGCUUCUUCAGCUUCCCCGCGGAUCAGGGCCGGGUUAGAGUGUGGCUGGCUGCGCUGCGGGAGUCGGUGCGCUUCUCCACCGAGCACAAGAUCUGCGAGGAUCACUUUCUGCCCGAGCACAUCACCCCGAGCGGCAUCAGUCCGGACGCCAUCCCCAUCAUGCCCCCUCUGGAGGGAGCGAUCCUGGGCUCGGGCGGCUGGACCUCACCGGUGGAGCCCAGUGAAGAGCUGUCAGACCCGACUGAAGUGGUGACUGAAAUUCCAGCAGAUGAUGACGAGGAGGAUGAAGAUGAGCAGGAGUAUGAUGAUGAAGACGAAGAUGAGGAGGAAUAUGAAGACUCUGAUUACACAGAGGAAGAGCCGAUGUACAUGGAUGAGGAAGCUGAGAGGGAGUGGCUGGAAAGACUCCAAGAGAAUCUUAAAAAUUCCACAGAAAAGAAAUGUGUACCUGCAAAAAAAGUCGCCACUCCUCGCUCUGAGGUAACGCUUGGACGGCUCACCAAGCGCUUCAUGGAUCUGCUCCAUUCAGCUCCAGAAGGAAUUCUCGACCUCAACGAGGCCACAGAAAAACUAGGCACUCGCAAGAGGCGGGUGUAUGACAUCACCAAUGUACUCAACGGUAUUAAGCUCAUCGCAAAGAAGUCGAAAAGCAAGAUUCAGUGGGUGGGUCCAUCACCAAUUAGCUGUUUCAAAGGCCAAUGGAAGAACAAGAUGAAGACUGAUCUGCUAAACCUAAAGACCAUGGAGGAGUCUCUGGACUGGCUGAUUAAAGACUGUGCCCAGCAGCUGUUUGCCCUAACAGACCUCACAGAAAAUGCUGACUUAGCUUACGUGACGUAUGAAGACAUCUGUCGGAUUGCAGCCUUCCAGGAUCAGACCGUGAUAGCCAUCAAAGCUCCUGAGGAGACCAAGCUGGAGGUUCCUACACCCACUGAGGACUGUAUUAAGAUCCACCUGAAGGGUUCCAGAGGUCCCAUCCAUGUGCUGACGUGUGAAACGAAUGGUUCAGACACAACCACAGAGUCCGAGCAGCUUAAAAACAGCCGUUUCCUAACGCUGGAGGAGAGCAGGAUAGAGACGACACCACUCCUCACAGAUCUUCCUACCAUUUCUUCUGCUGUUCGGAGCUCAUAAGGUUCAGAAAGCAAAAGUUUAUCUAUGGAACAGCCUGAACUGUGUCAAAGGACUGCACCAAUUCUCCAACACAGUCAAACUGCUGUUAAUCUCCAGGAUAGUUUAUUUGGGGACCUGCUGCUGUAAAAAUGUGAAAUAUGUUGAUAGGACCACAGAUUUAUAAGCUUUAUUUUUAUAUGCAUUACUCUGAUCUUACUAAAGUGUUUUGGAAACAGCACAUUCUUUUUUUUGUUCAUGUGUUUGUACUAAUAGGAAUGUACAUUCCUCUGAGAUACAAUGUGGUAAAGAUAUGAAAGUGUAUAAAUAAGAGCAACUAGUUCAGUUUACAGUAUGAUGACCACAUUAAAAAAAUAAACAUUUUUAUACAUUCUCAUGAAAAGAUUACAUCCACAUUUCACAAAGAAACAAGAAGUUGUUCAAAAUUGCAAUUACAAGCAUUACAAAUUCAUUCUUCACUGUAAUAUGAGUAUUUUGAGUAUUUCCCAAGCAAACAUGAUCAUGUGUUUUGUUUUGAUGUGUUGUGUUUUAAGUUUAAAUUCAGAAAAUAAAAAAUCUGUGAAAUAUUUAA
Messenger RNA from Pangasianodon hypophthalmus (striped catfish), 1914 nucleotides. It is a transcript of the gene e2f6, whose product is annotated as E2F transcription factor 6. Bases 135 to 1346 code for a protein of 403 amino acids. Lineage: Eukaryota; Metazoa; Chordata; Actinopteri; Siluriformes; Pangasiidae. The record is from RefSeq and is a predicted model, not a curated record. Gene Ontology annotation, biological process: regulation of transcription by RNA polymerase II. The transcript is spliced from 8 exons. Gene Ontology annotation, cellular component: RNA polymerase II transcription regulator complex. Gene Ontology annotation, molecular function: RNA polymerase II cis-regulatory region sequence-specific DNA binding; protein dimerization activity; DNA-binding transcription factor activity, RNA polymerase II-specific.